Molecule: messenger RNA, 1624 nt
Organism: Trichobilharzia regenti
Lineage: Eukaryota; Metazoa; Platyhelminthes; Trematoda; Strigeidida; Schistosomatidae
Source: the annotation of a GenBank genome assembly
UAGGCAGCGUCUGGGAAUCAGAAGAAGUCCCAUCGGGUUGGUGUAAGUCACUGAUUAUCCCCAUAUACAAGAAGGGAGACAAGUCUUCCUGUGAUAAUCACAGAGGGAUUAGCUUGACUAAUAUAGUAUCUAAAGUCUUAGGCUCAAUAAUCAUGCGUAGACUGAGUGGUGCUCGGGAAGCACAAACACGAGAGAGCCAGGCAGGCUUUAGACCAGGAAGAGGGUGUAUUGAUCAUAUCUUCACCCUCCGACAGAUUCUAGAACAUAGGCAUUCCUACCGGCGUCCAACAGUCAUUAUAUUUCUUGACCUAAAGGCAGCAUUCGACUCUGUCGAUCGGGAAGUUCUCUGGAGAUGCUUGGCUGUAAAGGGAAUUCCAAGAAAAUAUAUUGCACUGAUUAAGGCACUCUAUUCGUACUCAUACAGCCAGGUGAGGGCUUACGGCGAGCUGUCAUCUGAACUGAUGACGACCAGUGGUGUCCGUCAAGGAUGCCCAUUAUCUCCUUUUCUAUUCAACUUCAUCAUAGAUGUGUUAAUGGACUUAACCCUAGGUGACUUCAGUGACUCAGGGAUUGACUUGCUACCGGGGAAUAAUCUCGUUGACUUGGAAUAUGCAGACGAUAUAGUCCUUCUAGGCGAAGACGCUGACGAAAUGCAGAGUCUUCUAAACACCUUGAGCCGCAAUCUACGAAUGUUUGGCAUGCGAUUCGCUCCCGCCAAAUGCAAGAUGAUGUUACAGGACUGGACUACAUCGACGCCUAGUUUAAAAAUAGGAAGUGAAGUGGUAGAGCACGUUGACCGCUUCACUUAUUUGGGAAGUACCAUCAGCCAGUGCCAACGGGCUGAUCUCUGACGAAAUCUCAGCACGAAUACAAGGGGCUCGUUUCGCAUUUGUUAGUUUACGCCGACUCUGGCGUAGACGAGAUGUUCGACUAUCGACCAAAGGGCGGGUGUACUGCUCAUCAGUCCGCUCCGUCCUCCUUUAUGGUUGUGAGACCUGGCCACUGAGAGUGGAAGACAUGAAAAGACUAGCUGUCUUUGAUCAUAGGUGCCUGCGUUCUAUUUCCCGUGUAAAGUGGCAUAAUAAGGUGAGCAACAUGGAGGUUAGGCGUAGAGUUCUAGGUAAACAGGGGAAAUCAAUCGACGAAGUCGUGAAGCUACAAAGACUGAGAUGGUUAGGACAUGUGUUACGUAUGCCAAGCCAUCGCCUCCCUCGACGAGCAAUGUUAGCGGAUAUAGGGUCAGGCUGGAAAAAAGCUAGCGGCGGUCAAACAAAAACUUGGCAUCAGUCAAUGAAAUCCACAACAGUUGGUCUAAGCCACGUAGAAAGGUGUAGACUUCCAGGCUGGGGUCCUCGGGACGGUAAAAAUCUAUGGUUGGAAACAAUUGGUGACAUGGCUCAAAACCGUUCUCAGUGGCGCAGAUGCAUCCACUCCCUGUGACUUAUGAUCUUCAAUGAAACUGUUUUGUAUUUCUUUAUUACUCCUUUGUCUCACACCUCUGCUCACUGUUUCUAUUAUGCUUUUCUUGUACUUUCUUCUCUUGCUUCGCGUGCUACACGGAAUGUGGCGACUUGAACUUCCGCACAUUUGUGCAAAGUUCUAUGUCGAAAACAGACAGACAGAC